Messenger RNA from Toxotes jaculatrix (banded archerfish), 3605 nucleotides. RefSeq names its product kelch-like family member 11 (gene klhl11). NCBI's taxonomy places the organism in Eukaryota, Metazoa, Chordata, Actinopteri, Toxotidae. The record is from RefSeq and is a predicted model, not a curated record. Gene Ontology annotation, molecular function: protein binding. The transcript has 2 exons. Bases 222 to 2360 code for a protein of 712 amino acids.
UCAAGUAAAGACGCGGCUGUGCGUCGUAACAGCGUCAAAAAACUCAUAACACCUUGGACUGUGCCGUAUUUGCGUCAGUCAUGUGGGUCUGUAGUGUGAACAGAUAUAUUAGCUUGAAUCUGAGAGCCUCCCACUGACACUCCAGCAAAAAUCGGGAAUAUUCUUGAAGACGGAAGUGAGCGCUUUAGUUUUCCAAUCAAGGCUGUGGACGCUUCGCAUGCAUGUCAGUUUUCGAAUGCUUAUUUACGUGUCUUGUAUAUGUCUCCGAGUUACUCCCGAAGGUAGGUCAGAGCUUUCAUUUGCCUCUGAGACUAGCUUCCUCCAGCGGUAUGGCAGCGGCAGCAGAAAGGCCGGAGGACUGCAGCCGGAGCGGCGGCGCACAGGGAGCCGUAACAGGUGACGGUGAACCUGAGGAGGCCGAGGAGUUCACCUGCCCGGCCUACUGCUCGGAGCUCUCCAGGCGGCAGAACGAGCAGAGGAAGGCGGGGCUGUUCUGCGACAUGACGCUGGUCUUCAGAUCCGGGGGGUUGUCCGGGGAAAGGGUCCAAACCUUAUCCGCCCACCGCUCAGUUUUAUCCGCGGCGUCGCACUACUUCGCGCUGCUGCUGGGCGGACAGUUUUCAGAGUCUCUGUCGGGGAGAGUGGAGCUCAAAGAGUGGAGCUCGGAAACCGGACCAGACCCAGAGACCGUGAGGAGCGUCAUACAGUUCAUGUACACGGGAGAAAUCAGGGUAACCACUGCAAAUGUGCACGAAGUGUUGGAACUUGCAGACAGGUUCCUGUUGGUGCAGCUAAAGAACUUCUGUGGAGAGUUUCUGAUGAAGAAGUUGACGUUGUCCAACUGUGUAGCCGUGCACAGCCUCGCCCACAUGUACACCCUGGACCAACUGGCCCUGGGAGCCGUCGAGAUGAUCCGCAGAAACUUCCACAAAGUUAUCUGCAACGAGGAAUUCUACACGCUGCCAUUUCACCUGGUGCGAGACUGGCUGUCAGACUCAGAAAUCACUGUGGACUCUGAACAGGAAUUGUUUGAAACCAUUGUAAAAUGGGUGCACCAAAACACAGAGGAGCGAGAAAAGCAUUUUGAGGAACUGUUCAGGCUUUUAAGGCUGCCACAGAUUGCUCCCACCGUCCUGACACGGGUGGUGAGAAAGGAGCCCUUAGUAGCAAACAAUGAAUCUUGUCAGAAGCUGGUGUCUGACACCCUUGAAUUCCAUGCUCUUCGUUUUGAGAGCCUCAAAUCAGCUGAUAUACAGCUCUGUGCCUCCUACAUGGCCUCGGUCCAGCCACGUUUUGGCCAGAACAUGGAUGUAAUCAUGGUAGUGGGUGGUGUUUCGGAAGGUGGAGAGUAUUUGAGUGAGUGCGUGGGCUACUUUGUUGCUGAGGACCGUUGGGUCAACCUGCCACACAUUCACAACCACCUUGACGGACAUGCCAUUGCAGUCACUGACAGCCAUGUGUAUGUGGCAGGCUCCAUGGAGCCAGGCUUCGCCAAGAUGGUGGAGCGCUACAACCCUAACCUCAACAGCUGGGAGCAGGUCAGCAGCCUUAUCUCCCGCAAGCACUCCUUCGGCCUCACAUGUGUCAAAGACAUACUCUACAGCGUCGGUGGUCACGGUAACUUCAGUCCAGGUUUUAAGGACGUUACUGUGUAUGAGCCUGAACAGGACGAGUGGCACAAUCUUGAGCCAGCACCAAAAAUACUACGAGAUGUAAAAAUAGUGAGCGUGGAUGAUCGCUAUGUGUACGUGAUGGCCAGGACCCCUGUAGACUUGGACAACGAGGAUGGACUGAGCACUGUGACUGCUUGCUACGACACAGAGAGUCACAAGUGGCAGGAAGUGGACUCAUUACCACUCAUUGAUAACUACUGCAUAUUUCAAAUGGUUGUUGCAUCCACCAACUUCUACCACACAGCUUCCUGUUGCUCCAAGAACUACAAGGUAACAGUUGAGGCCGCUCAGCAGAAAAUAAGCAGAAACAUCUCAGACGACAUCCUCGACAGCCUCCCUCCAGAGGUCCUCGGCAUGGAGGGUGCUGCCAUUUGCUACCUGGGUGAGGACAUCUUCAUCAUUGGUGGGUGGAGGAACAGCAACAACAUGGAUAAGCAGUACCGCAAGGAAGUGUACCGUUACUGCUCAGAUAGGAAACGUUGGAUGUUGCUGCCACCUUUACCUCAGCCUCGCUGCCGAGCUGCAGCUUGCCACGUUCGCAUCCCGUAUCAGUAUCUUUACGGCUGCCAGCGCUACCCCAUGCCCCAGAACUUGGUUCGCCAGCGAGACCGCAUGCAGCAGAUGCAGCAGCUCCAUCGACGCACGCUCACUCUUCGGAGGCAGCUGCAGUCUCAGAUUGAAUGUUGAGAUCAAAUCUGAUGUUCUGCCUUGUCAUCACUUCAUGUGAUGAUAAAUGCCUUGUUGUUUUGCAAAGACUUCUGUCUUGUUUUUUGCCUUCAGUGAGGGGAAGUGUCUGCUUGGGUUUACCUGGGGCUAAAAGAUACUGUUCAAACUGUUGAUUAAGAAAAAAAUAAGAAUAAGCCAAACAGUCUGCUACGUUAUCAGUCACACAUAAUCAUUUUGGCCUUUCAUUAUUAGCUUAUGCCUCACUUUUAUUCUGCUAGUAAAUGAUACUGUGAUUGCUGUGCCAUUUUCUGAAAAGACUGAUGAUUUCACUGCUGAAUCUCAGUUUUGCUUUUUAUAUGCAGUCUGUUGUAGUACCUAAGAGUAAAUGAUGUCAGCAUUUGUUGUGAAUCUUAAACUGAAACAGACUGUUAUCAGUGAUGCUUUGCUGUGAAAUUUGGUGAAGUUCAGCUUUGAGAGGCAAAUUAAAUUAUAUUUAUCGUGAUGUAGGUUAGACUUAAAUGAACAUACUGUAGAACCAGCUGAGAAAGGAAAGCCUUUAGAUUUUGAAUGCUUUUGCUACCUUAAUCUGAUUUCUACCUCCAAUUUACAUGAUGAUUUUACCUUUUUUUGCACUGGAUUCCUCCUGGAUUGAAAAUAUGGAUUGAAAUAGGAUUGAAAUAUGUGGUUGAUUGCGUUGAGAAUGUUUUGUGUGCUCCACGCCAAGCACAUAUUGGGGAACAGGGUGUUCUGUGGUUAUACAUUUCCCUCUCAUUAAAACUUAAACAAGCUUAAUAUAUUUUUGCACUUGAAUACACACACUAAAACAGAUUGCAAAAUACUGUUUUACCAUUCCAGUGGAUGUGUAUAAAUGUGUUGAAUUUAUUUCUGAAAUAUUUCAGCCAAAAUUUGCUUUAUUUAAUUUCCCAAGUUGUUGUAUAUCUUGACAGAUCAGACCAAAUACCCCAAAUACCAUUUAAUGUUUGUUUGACAGUGGCUUAAGAUGGUUUUUAGUUUGCUGGUUUUUGUGGGCUCAUUUAGUUUGUGCUGCCUUUGUAGUUCUUGCAGAAUUUGCUCUGCAUCUUACUUUGUGUGAAUAAGAGCACAUGUUUGCACAUGGACUCUGCACUUUUGAAAAGCUAUGAAAUGUGUGAAACACAUUAAACCGAGAGGCUGUUUUGUGGGCGGUUCUCUCAAUGUUCCGAACUGUUCCCGAUAAAUGCAGGUGAAUUAGUUGUAUUUCCAGCAAUAAAGGAUGCGGAGUGUUCA